This is a messenger RNA of Manihot esculenta (cassava), 835 nucleotides long. RefSeq lists its product as uncharacterized. Gene Ontology annotation, biological process: protein ubiquitination. The record is from RefSeq and is a predicted model, not a curated record. Gene Ontology annotation, molecular function: ubiquitin protein ligase activity. Lineage: Eukaryota; Viridiplantae; Streptophyta; Magnoliopsida; Malpighiales; Euphorbiaceae. The transcript has a single exon. The coding region runs from base 126 to 791 and encodes 221 amino acids. Gene Ontology annotation, cellular component: cytoplasm.
CAUCCUUUUUCCACUGUCCUUAAUUAAGAAGGAUCCUUUUCUCGAAGACUUCAUCUGUCUAUUUAUGCUUUGCCUCCAUUGAAUUAUAAGACCAGACCAAAACAAAGACUCCUCGUUCUUCUAACAUGCCUUUUCUCAUCGGAGAUACUCGCCGGAUCUUGUUCUUAGACCAUGAAAAGAUGAAGAACAAAGAUGGAUGCAAGUCCAGCAUCAUCUUCAUCGUCAGUUCUGAAUCAGCCCAUCAUAAGAAACUUAUGUCAGAACCAGGAAUCCGGGUGGGUUCUCAGGUCAUCCCCAUCAUCGCCCCUGAUCUAUGCGUGGAUGAACAAGAUUUUCUAGCUUGUACGAACAAGGAGGAAGCCUAUUCAAAGAUUUCCGACUUGGUGGCUUCGUUGGAUAUCAACACCAGUGAUAAACUGAGCAUUGGUUAUAGUUUGAUCAAGCAGGCACGAAGACUUUCACGUAGAAAUUCUUCAUCAGGUACAAAGUUGAUGAUAAAAGUGGAGAUAAAUUUGGAAACAGAAUACUGGUGGCAAGGCAUAGUUCCUGCGACCUGCUCAUCAAUCGCCGAGUUGGAAAACGGAAGGCUUGCAGAUUUUGCUGGGGAGGACUCUGGUGAGAAAAGUUGCCCCAUUUGCUUGGAGGAGUUUCAGGUAGUGUCUCAGGUCAAGCGGAUGCCUUGUUUGCAUAUAUUUCAUGGCCACUGCAUUGAUCAGUGGCUGAACAAGAGCCAUUACUGCCCAGUGUGCCGCUUUGAGUUGCCAGCUUCAUGUGUCAAUUUCAUGCACUAGAGAAACAUUAUUUAUCCUUGUAAUCUGUAGUAUUUUUUUUUUUU